Astyanax mexicanus (Mexican tetra) is the source of this 1388-nucleotide messenger RNA. RefSeq names its product taste receptor type 2 member 4. Gene Ontology annotation, molecular function: G protein-coupled receptor activity. The record is from RefSeq and is a predicted model, not a curated record. Gene Ontology annotation, cellular component: membrane. Bases 217 to 1233 code for a protein of 338 amino acids. The transcript has a single exon. Gene Ontology annotation, biological process: sensory perception of taste; G protein-coupled receptor signaling pathway. NCBI's taxonomy places the organism in Eukaryota, Metazoa, Chordata, Actinopteri, Characiformes, Acestrorhamphidae.
UCAGAAACAGGGUAUAUUGAAUUUAUUGAAUUUGCAUUCAUCCUGCUGUCUGAAGUUGACCUGCAACUGCUGCUGUUGCUGCAAUCACUAAUUUGUGUAUUGGGUUUUAGACAUAGACUUCCCUGACCUGAAUCAGACGGUAUUGAGACUCACGCAAUGUCUUAAUUUGCAUAUGGUGUUGAUUUAUCUCUCUAUAAGACAGACAGACCGGAUCGUAUGCAUGCUCGAGUACAUGCUCAGUUAACCUCCCAGUGGAUCAACAUAAUGGGCUUAGACACAUUCAUCCUGCAGUUAAUUGCUAUAGUGGUCCUGGUUUGUAUUGGGGUGAUGUGGAACUCCUUUAACCUCAUCGCGACCAUCCGAAUGCAGCUGAAGACCAAGGGCAUUCAAACCAUGAUCCUGAUCAUAUUCUCUUUCUCCUUCAGCAACGUUAUUCUGGUACUGUCCUGCUUCGCUAUUGUUCUGUUUGUUACCUUAGAUCCAGUGUUCAUGUGCACCAAGAUUGAGGCACACCAUUUAAUAUUGGUAUAUAUGUGGCUGAGCAGCAGCUGUGUGAGCUUCUGGUCCAUAGCAUUGCUGAGUGUAUUGCACUGUGUGAAGGUUGUGAGCUUUUCCAUUGGUUGUUUCAAUGCCUUAAAGAAGAACAUCUCCAGAAUCACCAACAUUGCCCUACUGCUCAUCUGCCUGGGUUCCUUCCUGCUCUUCAUUCCUUUCUUCACUCUCUACAUUCCUAAAGUCACGGCCACAAACACGACUAUUGGAAUCAAUGGAACCAACGUAACCACCAAUACCUCAAACACCACAACUAAAACAUGCCCAUUGCCCUCAUUAUCUCCUCAGAUUUCUACGCCGCUCUACACUCUGCUUUAUAUGUCCUUCCUCUGCCCUAUCCCUUUGAUGAUCAUGAUGACCACCUCUCUCAGGAUGGUGAUCCACCUGUGUCAACAUGUGCUGUCUCUCAGCAAGAACCAGACCCAAGUCCAGAGUCUAGACUCCUAUCUGUUCAUCUGCAAGCUGAACAUCUCCCUAGUAGGCGUCUAUCUCAUUACUCUGGCAAUCGUGAGCAUUUUCUUCAUCUUGAAGAUGUUGGAGCUGACCGUGAGCUACCUCCUGAUAAUUUUUGGCUUCUCUUUGUACUGCAUCAUGACUGCAGCCCUCUUGACUGCGUCCACCAAGAAGCUGAGGGAGAAGUUCUGGAGGAUGAUCUGCUGUAAAGAAACAAAGAAACAAUAGCAAACAAAGGAACAAGACAGAUGAAGGACACGGAGGUAGCUUGAAACCUUUUGUUUUCUUUUUUUUAUCUUAAAUUCCACAACAAUGUAUUUACGCUGUUCUGUAAAAAAAAAACAAUAAUUUUGUCAAUGUGUAUUAGAAGUCUUUAGACUUAA